Bacidia gigantensis is the source of this 1929-nucleotide messenger RNA. RefSeq lists its product as uncharacterized. The transcript has 7 exons. Bases 1 to 1929 code for a protein of 642 amino acids. Gene Ontology annotation, biological process: L-tyrosine biosynthetic process. NCBI's taxonomy places the organism in Eukaryota, Fungi, Ascomycota, Lecanoromycetes, Lecanorales, Ramalinaceae. The record is from RefSeq and is a predicted model, not a curated record. Gene Ontology annotation, molecular function: nucleic acid binding; NAD+ binding; prephenate dehydrogenase (NAD+) activity.
AUGGCCGUGGAUAGUCAAUCGUUUGCCAAUGGUACAGACAAUGACACCCACAUAACGGAUAGUGCAAUUGUGGGAAUCAUUGGGAUGGGUGACAUGGGUAAGAUGUACGCAAGAAGGAUCGGCGCCGCCGGUUGGAGAGUAAAAGCUUGCGAUCAGCCCGAGAAGUACGAUGCAUUGCGCGCUGAGUUCUCGGAGAAUAAUGUCUGCCUCUCCGCCGCAGAACACGAUCGCAUUACUGCUGAUACCCAAGCCGUGACUCACGCUGCGUUUCUAAGUAUGGGUACUGCAUGGCAAGCCAACAAUCAAUUUCCCUGGGAGAUCGGCCGCUAUAUCGGUGGCAUUGAGAACGUCAAGUGCAACAUUAUGCUGCGAAUAUAUUCCAACCGAUGGCACGUCUAUGCUGGAUUGGCCAUAUUGAAUCCGCAGGCCAAAGAGCAAAUACGUCAGUAUGCACAGUCCUCAACGGAGUUGUUCAAGCUUAUGCUCAGUGGAAAUCGCAAAGAAUUCGAAGUACGCAUAAGGUCUGCAGGCGAAGCUGUAUUUGGGUCUGCGAGAGACUCUAAAGAAUUGCUUUUACGGGACGACCUACUUGAUCGCUUCUCAUUGAGCAAUGUUUCCCAAGAGCGAACGCCAAAUAACCAUCUCAGUCUUUUGGCCAUGGUCGAUUGCUGGUCUAAGUUAGGCAUCGUACCUUAUGAACAUAUGAUAUGUUCGACACCUCCAUUCCGUCUUUGGCUUGGGGUGACCGAGUACCUGUUCAAAUCGUCGCUUUUAGACGAAGCUAUAGAGACCGCCUUCAAUGAUCUGUCAUUUCGUGCAGAUGAUCUAGAAUUCACCGUUGCCGCUAGGGGCAUGUCUCUCAUACUAAUCUUGCAGAUUCUUAUUCGCGGCGAAAAUACCCAUGUCUCGUCCAACGCUCCAAUGGAAAGUUUGGAAGGGGAUGAUGGGAAGGCAAGCCUCUUCGUACGGCCAACAAAGACGCAUAUAACGAUUUCCCGAGACCUCAACCCUACCGCCGACUCUGCACAUUUUCAUUCAGGUGCACCCAGGUCUUGGGCAGAUGAACAAGCUUACACCAAGCCAAAGGCCAGUUUUUUACGCCAGAAUAGUUCUCAACAAGACGAUGUCUCAUUCACGCCUGAAUAUGAGAAAGAAGAUGGCUUCUCUGCGCCUGCGAGAAGCGAUCGACCCUUCUACGCAAGAGCAGAGCAACGAUCAAUUGUCAUGAAAGGCCUUCCUGAAAAAGCGACCCAUAAGGACAUUGUGAACUUUGUCCGUGGCGGUGCAGUUCUGGAUAUCUACCUGCGUACCAACGACCGAAGUGCUAGCAUAUCAUUCGUUGAAGGUGCCGCCGCUCAUCAAUUCAUGGCCUAUGCGAAGAGGAAUGAUAUUUAUCUUCAGGGAAAGAGGCUUGAAUUUUCAUGGAACGAGCGACAGUUUAUUCUCCCGGGCCAUGUUGCUAACAAGAUAGGGAUCGGCGCUACUCGCAAUCUUGUCAUUCGAGGCGUACACAACAACAUCACGGAGGAACGUCUUCGCGAUGAUCUAGACCACAUACACAAUUUGGUCGUAAUAGAGGUGACUUUCGAGCGCGGAGAUGCCUUCAUUGAGCUGAAUUCUAUUCACAAUUCACUCUUCGCAAGGACGUGCAUGAUGUCUCGUACAGGCUAUAGGGGCAUGAAGAUUGAAUGGUAUCCAGACGAAUGCAGUCAGCCAUUGCCUAAGAAGCAAUCAAAUUUCAGAAAAGAGAACAGGGUGCCAUCGCCUUCAAAGAGGCUCAACACAGCUGUCAAUCGCUUCCAGAUGCUCGGCAUCGAUGGUACCGAGGACGGUUCUUCAACAGACGAAGAGCCAGGUACCCUAUCGAACUUUUCAUCUCUCAACGUAAACUCAAGGUCCCCUUGGAAUGUUCGACCCAUUGCCGCCUGA